AUGACACUCAUCGAGAAUCCUCCGAACGAUGCUAUUUAUCUCCCGCAUCAUUGUGUGGUAAAGGAAUCGAGUUUCACCACAAAAUAUCGCGUUGUUUAUGAUGCUGCAGCGAAGACUACCUGUGGCUUGUCCCUUAACGAUAUUCUCAUGGCUGGCCCGGUACUGCAAGAUUCGCUAGUGGACAUUCUUCUUCGCUUUCGUUUUCCGUUGAUUGUUUUCGCCGGUGAUACCAAGCAAAUGUACUGUAUGAUUAAACUGGCCGAUUGCGAUUAUUUGUGCAUUGUUUGGCGGUGGGAUAGUAAUGAACCUGUGCAGGCCUACCGAUUAAACACAGUCACUUAUUGGACGAAGAGCGCAUCGUACUUGGCGACAAAGUGUCUGCAACAAUUAUUGGAAUCGUACAGACAGCAGUAUCCGACAGCGGUUGGGAAUGCAGAAAGAGGCACCUACGUCGACGACGUGUUGUUGGGAGCUGACUCCGAAGAAGAAGCAGUCUUACUACGGCUGCAAGUGACGAAGAUUUUCGCCUCAGGUGGUUUCCACCUGCGGAAGUGGACAUCAAACAGUGCAGCAGUACUCCAGGACAUCCCGGCUGAGGAUAUAGAAAUGCAGCUACCCAUCGAACUCAACGACACUCGCACCAGCAAGGCUCUUGGCAUACACUGGCAGCCGUGCAGCGACGUAUUCCAGUUCUCCAGCUCAACGCACAAGAUCUUUCAGCCCACAAAGCGGACCAUGCUUUCGCAAAUCACCAGCGUUUGCGACCCCCUAGGCUUACUAGCCCCGAUAGUCAUUAAAGCGAAAAUGGUCAUGCACCAACUGUGGGAGCUGAAGGUGGACUGGGACGAAACACCCCCCGGUGAGUUGGUUCAAAAUUGGUUAGUUUCUGUGCAAAGCCUUUCCGAUCUGAAUUUAUUACAGGUACCACGUCGAGUGAUUGGCAUGCGUCAAGCCUCUCGCGUCUAUCUGCACGGCUACAGUGAUGCAUCCGAGCGAGCCAUGGGAGCUUGCCUCUACAUUCGGGUCAUCGGUGAUUGCGGCAAUACAUCGUCGCACUUGCUAUGUGCGAAAUCCAAGACAGCACCGAUUGGGAAUGGACGAACAACAUUACCUCGCUUGGAGUUAUGUGCGGCGGUGACUCUGUCCCGGCUGAUAGCGAUGUGA
Messenger RNA from Wyeomyia smithii (pitcher-plant mosquito), 1164 nucleotides. RefSeq lists its product as uncharacterized. Bases 1 to 1164 code for a protein of 387 amino acids. The transcript has a single exon. The record is from RefSeq and is a predicted model, not a curated record. Lineage: Eukaryota; Metazoa; Arthropoda; Insecta; Diptera; Culicidae.